AUGACUGAAACAUGCAAGUCAAUUACUAAGUCAUGUCGUUCCGAUAAUGUGAAGGAAUGGAUUGGAUUCUUCCGAAAUGUUAGACAUACCAGACAAUAUUCCCUUCCAAGGGGACAAUUUCCCACAUUCCCAACUGAAGUAAGCCCUCUCAAAGUCGAAAACGAUGCAAAAGAUUGGUUCUAUUUUAACGUUUUAGCGCCUGUCAACGCAUUAUUAUCACUACAAGGAACAAGAUUCCCCUCUGGGAAAUUGAUACCAGAGUCAAAUAACGAAUCCAAAAAUUUAAAUUUAAGGAAAGGAUCUUAUCGCAGCCAACUUGCUUUUAAUGAUAAUGCUGAUAAAAAAUUGACUCAUAUACCAUUAGACAAUUUUUCAUUUAGUGAUGAUGAUGACUUUAAUGACUCAAAUUACUCUAAUUAG
This is a messenger RNA of Diversispora eburnea, 420 nucleotides long. The record is from the annotation of a GenBank genome assembly. NCBI's taxonomy places the organism in Eukaryota, Fungi, Glomeromycota, Glomeromycetes, Diversisporales, Diversisporaceae.